This is a messenger RNA of Lytechinus pictus (painted urchin), 5170 nucleotides long. RefSeq names its product protein brambleberry-like. NCBI's taxonomy places the organism in Eukaryota, Metazoa, Echinodermata, Echinoidea, Temnopleuroida, Toxopneustidae. The record is from RefSeq and is a predicted model, not a curated record. The coding region runs from base 133 to 2166 and encodes 677 amino acids. The transcript is spliced from 12 exons.
AAACCUGACACAUGACACGAAAUAGGAUAAACAGCGGGCGCUUGAAUUGAAUCUGUUUCAACACCAAUCUUUGACUUGUUUUCUUUUCUUAAAAUUACUAAGACAUCUACAACUUAAAACCUUGAUCGACUGAUGAUCACAGGAAAUAUGAACACAUUCGUUAUAUAUUCAGGGUUUAUAAUGCUGUUCCUCGUGAGCGGAUCGGGAGCAUUCCUUUCGUGGAUUUUUGGAGGAAGUUCGGAGAGGAACGAGGAGCCGAUAUCGCCCGAGACCACUGGGGCAGCUGUUAGGCCCGUCCCGUUCGAAAUGAAAUCGGCGGACGAAAAGUUUUUGAUGACGGGAAGUCAACUCAUGGCUGGGCUGUCUGAGCUAGAUGUUUGUCAUCACACUGUGAUUUAUGAACUGAAAGGUUCUUGUAAUGAGAUGUCAGAGGAGGAGCUUGCUAAGCUUGGGGUGCAGCUACUCAACUGUCAAUCUGCAGCAGAGGGACGUCCUACCUAUAAAUGCACAAAGGAGAUGACAGUUGCUGAGUGCACUAAGAGUAUGGACCCUAACACAUGGAAUGCCUAUCACAUCGUGAGCAACAGAGCAAGGUCUGUCUGCUAUUCUGUGAGGCAGCAACAGUUUCAGAGACAGACUCGGUUAGCUGUGAAUCAGUUAGCAAUGAGUGCUGAGGGACAGCUACAUCUUAUGCAAGACCUCAAGACUGGUCAAGAGGACCUGAAUGCCAUGGCAACGGAUACCUUCCACACCAUCUCUGAGGGUCAAGAGAAGCUGGUCAAGACCCAGGAGGUGAUUGGUAACUCACAGUCCAGACUGCGUUUGUCCGUUGAGAGUAACAUGCGGGACCUUACAAGAGAAAAGGCUCUAAUUGCAGCGGGGCAUCAAGAACUAGCUGCUAUGACUAAUAACAUCAAGAAGCAAUUAGAUGAAGCCACUCAUCAGUUACUAGAACAGGACAUCCACCAAGCCAAUAAACACCAGGAAGUCUUAGAAGAUCUAUCCAGUCUUAGUCUCCUAGCCAAGGAUGUUUGGAACAAACUUGAUCAUAACAUGGAGUACAUGCACAUCUAUCAGGAGGAGACGGCUCAUCAUUACCAGCAGACAAUGGACAACCUGCAGAAGAUGAAUAAUACCAUUCAGUAUCUACUACAUGUGAUGGAAGAGAUGCAGGAUGAGAUUAACCAACAACUAGGUUGGGUUACAACACUUCUAACUUGGACAGGUGAGAACAUGUCCCUGCUUGUCACCUGUGUCCUACACACAUGUUAUUUCUUCUUUGCUGCUGUACUGUGCUCCUUUCUCAACACACCAACCUUCUCACGCUUUGUGCUCCUGCUGGUCGUACCACUCAAUGCUGCAGCUGAGAUCAGGCAGGGUACCAGUCUAGAUUUUCCAUCUCUCUCCUUUUUCAUUACAUCAGUUGUUGCAGCCAAUUGGUUCGCGCUAUGGCUCUCUGCAUGGAAACAUAGAGGGCUUGCUCCGUUGAGCCCUCGUACUCUAUACCUACCGGAUAUAUCACGCAUCAAUGGAUCCCCAACACGAGAUUUGACGUAUGAACCCCAUAGCUUCAGCGACUCUGAUUCUGGUUUAUCAAGCAACAAGAGGCUUCAUUCAACAGGAUAUGCAAGUAUUCUGACAGCCGAAUCCUCUAGAGAUAUCACAAGCCUACUGGGAAGCACAAGGCAUCAAUCCACUUCCGAUUACACUGCUGAUGGAUUAGACAAUGAUGAAGAUGAUGAUUUGGAUGCGUUCAGCAGUGACCAGGAAGAAGAUACGAUCAACCAAACAACAAACAGGACAUUGACUGUAACCAAUAUCAGUGUGACUACCGACACAACCCCAGAGCCAACCCCCAUGCCUAAUGAAAUGUCUUCAUCUGGAAACCCGAAGGACUUUGGUACGCUGACCAGCAGUGCAGCCAAGAGGCACCUCGGAAAGGCUCUAGAACAGGUGAAGGCAGCUACCCCAGGACUGCAGUCAAGGAAGCGUAAGGAGGGCACCCCUUCAAGCUCACGAUCAUUGUCGCCAAACCGUCGUGCUUGCAAGGCAUUUACCAAGGCAGGGAUCGGUUGUCGGCUGCCAUGCGUUGGCCAAGAAAACUACUGCCAUAGACAUCUAGUAUCUCAUGGCAGUGCUGCCAACACACCAGUUAAGACACAGUGAGAGGACCAUCUCAUUUCAAGGUUUUCCAACAAUAGAGGCUUGUUAGAUUAUUGUGUGAUAAUAGCUUAGCAAUGCUUUAUUACAAUGUAAACAUAUCGCUGAUGUGGUUUACGGUACACCAUGUGGAGUAUUAUAGAAACAGUGGAUAGAAGAAGAAAAGAAAUGGAUAGGCGAGAAAGUGGAAAUUUGAGAGUAGAGUAAUCUUUCUUGAAUGUAGUCCUGAAAAGGACUGUAAACCAGAAGAGAUUGAUGAGUUGCCAACAGCUUGAGUAGUAGGAUGAAUGAGGAGAUGAUGGCUUGAGUCGGCGAGUAGAGAUGAUGAGUAGAAGCAGUAGAGAGACUCGACGUUUCGGGCAGGUUGACUGUCCGUCUUCAGGAGUGAAGACGGACAGUCAACCUACUACUCAAGCUGUUGUCAACUCAUCAGUCUCUUCUGGUUUACAGUCCUUCAGGACUACAUUCAAGAAAGAUUACUCUACUCUCAAAUUUCCACUUUCUCGCCUAUCCACUUCUUUUUCUUCUUCUAUCCACUGUUUCUAUAAUACUCCAAAUGGUGCACCGUAAACCACAUCAGCGAUUGUACAUGCCACCAUGCAAACCUUCAAACAACAUCUGAAUGUAAACAUAUAUCAAGCAAUGAAAUCAAGUGUUUGCAUGCAGUUUGGUGGGUGUUUCAUAAUGCUGUACGUAAGUAACAUUGCAAUAACAAAAGCUCUUUGGAGCUCUCUGUUGAUUUAGCUCUCUGGUGCUAAAUCAACACCAAUAAUGUUAUGGGUAUAUCAUUUACCAUAGGAAAUGACCACCAGUCAUACAUGAAACCAUUCAUAAAUUACAAACUGCUUCAUGAAAAAACACUCACCUGCCAAGAGACUGUUUUUUGCCUGGCUAUACAGAGCUACAGACCAAAGUUCUUCAAAAGUUAGUAGAAAAUGUGUUUUCUUGUCUUUGUCUAGUCAUAAUGCAUCUUUGGACACAAAUCUUUUUUUUUUUUUUUUGAAGUUGAAAUUCAUGUGAAAAUCGAUGGACAGAUUGUAAUAAGACUUGCAUAUUAUGAUUUAAAUUGCUUUCCUAGAAUGAAAUGUUUACUUUAAUUUGAUAUACCUGCUUGGCAAUUCCAUUAUGUCUGACCCCUUCUCCUAGGACAUACCUAAAAUUAUUUACUACUUCAUAUAUAAAAAAACAUGGAAUUCCCUUGCUUAUUUGAAUAGAUUAUUUUUGCCAUUCCUUUUCUCAUUUCUCUAUGACAUUAUUUACCAUUCGAAUUGUUUACUUUGCUUAAUCAUCCUGAAUUUACCUGGCUGCAUAUGAAUGUAUUAACUUCGUCUGCCAAGAUUCUAUCAUUAGAAUGAAAGUAGUACUUGCUUCCAGUCAUGAUUGUGAAUGAAUCUAUCAGUACUUGCAUGUAUUCUUCAUUUUGAAUUGAAAUCUUGGUAAUAUGAUUAAUUAUGAAUGUAUUUAUUUUCUGAAUUCAUACCUUUUAUGAAAGUACUGAAUUGGCUUAAAAUUUGUGACCAUGUUUGAACAAAUUACUUGAUUAUACUCCUUAAUUUGAGUGAGUUUACAUGGACUGCUGGUUCACUGGUAUAUAUCAAUAAAUUUGCCAAAGUCAAACGUCUCUUUUAGUUGUGACUAAUCAACUUUAUCCUACAAAUUGUGUGAGCAUUGCCGUCUUCCAUCAGCCUUGCAAAUGAUAUCAGUACUCCUGUACCUUACUAUUCAAAUGAUUAUAUGACAUGUAUUAAGAAAAGUGAUUUUAGAUUAAAGAUUAAUUAAAAAAAAGAGUGGUUCUAUCACCAUAUGAGUAAAAAAAUCAGCUUGCCACUCCAAUGAUUGUUUAUUAAUAAGUUUUGGGUGCCACUGUAUAAAGAUUACUUAUGCAUUGUGUUGAGUUUGUUGACCUUGUAGAAAAUCCUCUGUCUGUGGUAUUUCAUUAAUCGUUGAUGUCUUCUAGGAUAGUUGCUAUAUGUUAUGCAUCGGAGUUACUAGGACAAUAUGUAUCAUCAUUACUUGCUAAUGGAGAAUUGGUGUAGUAUUAUGAUCCUGAAUUGGUCCUAAGCAUUUGCUGUUCUUUUAAUGUGCAAUUAUAGGCUUGGUACAACUUUAUAAUUAAUGACAAUUCAUAUUUGGUAACAUGUGUCUGGCAUCUUAAUGUGUGUUUUUGUAUUCACCAGUAUUUCUCAUAUGGUGAAGAUGCAGGAAAAGAAAUUCAUGUGGAGAAUUUCUCUUCCAAAUUGAAAUUUAGUGGAACUCAUGCUUUCUCCACAAUGAUAUGAAGAUUCAAAUUCUAAUUCAGCUGUAUGGUGCCAGUUCUAUUACAUGUGUGUGUGUGGUGUUUCAUAGAACUGUUCAUUUAUUGAAUCUUUACCAGAACUUAAGACACAGUCAAUGUUUUUUAUGCGAGUGCAACAUCUUGUUCGCAGCAAAGUUUAUUAGGGAAAAUUGCAUUGUCUAAAGUUAAGAUUGACUUCCAAAAACCCCUCCAAAACUGUUCCAAAUUCCAAUAAACCACAGGAGCUUCAGGGAGAAAAACAACAUCAGUGAUUACGCAAUUACAGUAAGGUUUACAAUUUCUAAAUAUAUUUUUAAAAAUGGCAGGUACAUGUAUGCUUAACUUGUAUUUACCAAACUGAUUUACUCAAUUCAUUAACUAUUUCAUUCGGAUGUUUGUAAAUUUUCUCUCUUUUUGGGGGGGUCAUUUAUUCAUUCAUUUACUUUACACCUUAUUAUUUUCCAAUCACAGAAUGUCUUUAUUUCUAUUCACAAUCAAUUUACCAAUUGAAUUGUAUUUAUGUCAUAUUUGUGUUGAUGUAUUAUUUCUUAUUAUGUUUUGUUUGGAGAGUCUUCAUAAUAUGUUGGUGCUUAUUUAUAGCAAAUGAAAUAAUUAUGAUGUUAAUAUUAUAGCAUGCAGCAGAACAUUUACACAAUUUCCAUUUCAAAUUUUGCAAUGUAAUCACUGGCAAAUUUUAUUGAAAAUUGAUGAAAUAAAUAUAAUUGAUAUACUGUA